UCCACAAACAAAUCACAAUCACAAUCCAAGAAAAACACCAAUCAAUCGUCAAGAACAAAGGCAAAUGGGGGGCAUCACUCUAGGCAACCCACAAGCAGUGUCUCAAUCUCACUAUCACACCCAUAAGAUCUUCUUGUUCUCGAACUACAUUCUACUGGGUGCAGCCUCCAGUUGCAUAUUUUUGACCCUUUCGCUUCGCUUGGUGCCUUCAAUAUGUGGGUUUUUUCUCAUUCUGCUCCACAUUUUUACUGUCGUUGGGGCAGUUUCAGGUUGUGCUGCAGCGUCAUCAGGGACUAAUAGGUGGUACGCUGCACACAUGGUGGCCACAGUGCUGACAGCAAUAUUUCAAGGUUCAGUAUCGGUGUUGAUCUUUACUAGAACAGGGGAUUUCCUUUGGCAAUUGAAGUCAUAUGUAAGGGAAGAAGAUGGUGAGGUGAUACUGAAGCUAGCCGGUGGAUUGUGUGUGUUAAUUUUCUGCUUGGAGUGGGUGGUGCUUACUCUUGCAUUCUUCUUGAAGUACUAUGCCUAUGUGGAGGGUGAUGUUAGUGGUGGCAAUACUGGUAUGAAGAGAAGUGCUAAGGUGCAGCAAGAGGAGGACUUGAAGGAUUGGCCGUGGCCUUUCCAAGUCUAAAUUUAUAAUUUAUAUGGCUCGGGAAUUAAUAAAUAUGGAGAGUAUGGUAUUUGUUGUGGUGCUGCUGCCACAUGAUAUAUAUAUAUAUAUAUAUA
This is a messenger RNA of Hevea brasiliensis (rubber tree), 726 nucleotides long. RefSeq lists its product as uncharacterized. NCBI's taxonomy places the organism in Eukaryota, Viridiplantae, Streptophyta, Magnoliopsida, Malpighiales, Euphorbiaceae. The coding region runs from base 65 to 631 and encodes 188 amino acids. The transcript has a single exon. The record is from RefSeq and is a predicted model, not a curated record.